Messenger RNA from Helobdella robusta, 504 nucleotides. RefSeq lists its product as hypothetical. The record is from RefSeq and is a predicted model, not a curated record. The coding region runs from base 1 to 504 and encodes 167 amino acids. The transcript has 2 exons. NCBI's taxonomy places the organism in Eukaryota, Metazoa, Annelida, Clitellata, Rhynchobdellida, Glossiphoniidae.
AUGACUUUACGACACCCCGUAUAUGAUCCUUCAUGCAAUAAUUAUAACAAUGUUAUCACCAACAAUAUUGAUGAUGUAAACAACAAUCAUACCAAUAGUGACAACUUUAACAACAACAUCAACAACACCAACAACAGCAUCAACAACAACAUCAACAAUAACAACAACAACAACAGUGCCAACACUGUAGAUAAUAAUGCUACAACCCACAGCGCAAAUAUCAGUUGCAAUUGGAACAUCAUCAAUAGUGACAACCCUAACAACAACAUCAACAACACCAACAACAACAUCAACAACAACAGCAUCAACAAUAACAACAACAGUGCCAACACUGUAGAUACCAACGCCACAACCCACAGCGCAAAUAUCACUUGCAAAUGGAACAUCAUCACAAGAAGCAAGAAGAACCACAGCGAUGAUAAUAAUAAUAAUAACGUUAACAAUAAUAAUAAUAAUAAUAAUAACGUUUUUAAAUAUUGUCAAAAUAAUAUUAAUAAUAUGUAG